Messenger RNA from Rubroshorea leprosula, 2763 nucleotides. The record is from the annotation of a GenBank genome assembly. NCBI's taxonomy places the organism in Eukaryota, Viridiplantae, Streptophyta, Magnoliopsida, Malvales, Dipterocarpaceae.
UUCUUAAAGCCACACCCACAGAGACAACAGUCAAUCAGAAACCCCACAAACUCUUAGUCCUCCUUCUGAACAAAUUUAACUUCUUUCUCUUUCUUUUCUCUCUCUAGAAUCAGAGAGGAGGAGAGGAGCUGGGGAAGAGAGAGACGGCUAUGAUGGAUCCUUCAUCACCUUUGAAACCCCCAAAACAAAACAUUUUAAAUUAAAAUCCUUUCAAAAUCCCCACAAACCCCACCAGAUGGAACUUGCAGAUUUGCAACCCAAUAAACCAAACAACAACAACAAUAACAAUACCAACGCAGAAUCCCACCUCCUUCACCACCACCAAAAGCCGCCGCCGCAACGGCAGUCGCCUUCUCCUUCCUCUCACCUCGUGGUCCCUAGUUUCGAUGGCAGAUCAUCCUCACAGAAUCCUUUUGGUAUGGGCUCCAUCCAUCAUCUUCAUCCUGCUUCUUCAACAGGUACCACCACCACCACCACCACUUCACCUUUCUCUUCUUCCUCCCCUACUACCUCUUCCGCUUCUACGGUCGCUGCUGUCGACGCCUCUCUCGCUAUUGCCACCAGAUCUACUGCUUUGAACACUGAUUCUACCAAAAAGACUCAGUCCAACUUGCCGAUUACACCCACCACCACGACAACCGUGACAACGACGGCUAAUAACCAGCCGGUGAAGCGGACCACCAAGGACCGGCACACGAAGGUCGAUGGCCGAGGGCGGCGUAUCCGAAUGCCGGCUGCUUGUGCCGCUAGGGUUUUUCAAUUGACGAGAGAAUUAGGUAAUAAAUCCGAUGGGGAGACGGUUGAGUGGCUUUUACAGCAGGCAGAGCCGGCCAUAAUUGCAGCCACUGGAACCGGUACUAUCCCGGCGAAUUUCUCCACUCUCAAUGUCUCCAUGAGGAGCAGUGGAUCCACGCUCUCCGCGCCGCCUUCAAAAUCAGUUUCCCACGCGUUUCAUAGCGCGUUGAAUUUAGCUCAUCAUCCCCAUGCUCACUACGAAGAAGGACUCGCCGCGCAUAGUGCUUUUUUGGGAUUUCACCAUCAGCAACAGCAUCUGAUGACGGUAGAUCAUAUAGCGGAAGCGUUACCUGGCAGUGGAAGUGGCACUGGAGAGACUAGCCGAGGCGGCGGAGAUUCAGCUGAAAAUUAUUUGAGGAAACGCUUCAGAGAGGAUUUAUUUAAGGAUGAGAAUCAACAGCAAGGCGAAAAUAGCGGCGCCCGUGACGGUAACGGUUCACCUAUCAAGGCAUUUAAAGGUGGUUUAGGGCAGUUACCAAAACCGCAACAGGACCCCGGUUCCUCCGGUAUGCUUCGGCCGUCAAAUAUUCUCCCCGGAGCAGCCAUGUGGGCAGUGGCACCAGCACCGACCAGUGGAGCUGGCAGCACAUUCUGGAUGCUACCCGUUACAGCUGGGGCCGGUGGUCCAUCCGUAGCCACACCCGGCUCCGGUCGUGGCCCGUCCGAACCCCAGAUGUGGCCUUUCGGAACGGUAACUCCGGCUGGCGGAAACACAAUACAGGCUCCUCUACAUUUCAUGCCGAGGUUUAAUCUUCCAGGGAAUAUUGAAUUCCAGGGCGGGAGAGGGAAUCCUCUACAAUUGGGUUCAAUGCUAAUGCAGCAGCAACCAUCGCAGCAUCUAGGAUUGGGGAUGUCGGAGUCAAAUUUGGGGAUGCUGGCGGCGCUUAGUGCCUACUCUAGAGGCGGUCCAAACAUGAACUCCGACCAAAACAAUCCACUGGACCAUAAUCGGCACCAGCCUCAGGGGACAGACAGUGGAGAUGAAGACCCAAAUAGUUCUCAAUGAACGGUAAAAAAAAAAAAAAGGGGUUUAAAUUCAAAUAUUAGAAAUCGCAUUUGAUCUUUUCUUUUCCAUCUUUUAAUUUUAUUACGUAGAGAGGAGGAACUAGAGAUUGUUGGGUUUGUUUGUUUAGAUUUGGAAAAUGAAUUUGUAGUGAAUUGAGUACAUGAAAAUUGAAAAUUCAGUGGAAAUGUGGAAUAUCAUCUUGAUAAGGGAAAGGAAAGGGAAGGGAAGGGUUUCUUUAGGUAGUCUCUUAUUUUAAAAUUUUAGGUUAAAUUCUCUUUUUUGGAUUUUUUUUCCCUUUUCUGGGUAGCUGGUAUGGAAGAGUUUGGUUUGUAGUUUUAGUUCUUGUCCAACAGACAGACAGAGUGACUGACAGGGAAAGGGAAGUGAGAGAGAUUGUAUAGGAGGAUGGUUUGUCGCUAUUUUAUGUAAAAUUAAUUAUUUGCUUUGUUUGUAUGAUGAAUUUUGGAAAACCCAAAAAAAAAAAAAUAUUUAAGAAAAAGAGGGAAAAACCCAUUAUUUUGCUUGUAAUUUUGCUUUUGCGUGAUCUUUUUUCCAUUUUCUAUUUUAUUUGAAAUGAAGUGAUCCAAAAAGCAUGCCUCAGUUGGGUCUUACCUUCUUCCACUACUGCAUAUAUUUUAUAUAUUAAUUGUCUUCCAACUUGUUUUCCCAUUAUCAAAAUUUUCUAGCAUUGGCAUGCUUGAUUUUCCUUUUAAACAAACAAAGCUCAUAUGAAAGUCUCCCUGAUUCCCGGGAAUUUUUGUUCCUCCUUGGAAGUUUUAUGAUUGUUUAAUGCAUUCAUCAUUGGAAAUGUAUCAUCAUCAAAGUGCCUUAGAAUUUAAUUCAAAUCGAGGGAGAUUGUGAAAGUGUCUUUGGAUUCUCUUUAGAAAGAUCUCAUUUUUGGAGGGACAGUCUGAAAUCAUCUUUUGUUUAGAAUCUCCUUCACUCACUUGGACUGAGUUGUA